AUGACACAAGUAGAUAUAUCAAAAUGGAUAAUCCAUCCAAAAGGAUCCUUUGAAUUUGAAGAGAGGAAGAAAAGAUUGAGAGAAGAAAGACAGAAAAAAUUACAAGAGGUUAAAAGAGCAAACAUAGUUCAUAACGAUCCCAAUUUUCAACAUUUUAAGAAUUGGCUUUUGAAAAACGGUGGUUGUGGAGAAUAUAUUAACAUAUAUGAAUUUGAUUUCCAAGAUGAUCAAAAUAUUAGUGACACUUUUAAGGAAACAUCGGAAAACUACCUUCAUCCUUUAGAAACUGACCCAUUUAGCAAAUACAAUGCUGACAUCAAAACUGAACCCUUUCUUAAUGAAAAAAUAUCUGACAGUUUAGAAAAACAGGUUGAAAUAUUUCAGUCUGUUAAUGAAAAAAACAUAUUUCGUGAAAUAAAGACAAAAGACAAUAAACUAAUUGAAGAGUGCAAAUGUAUUAGAGAGCAGUUAUUAGAAAUUAUUAGAGAGUGUACUGGAUACAUCUUUGUGAGAGGAUGGUCUGGUUAUCGAGUGAAUACCCUGAUAUUCAAAUCUUAUUGUAAACAAGAUAAAGGUUACCAAGUUUUGAAGCCAAGAGAAAAAGUUAAAAAGCAACAUGAUCCCGAUAACUUAAAACAGUUUAGUUGCUCCUCAACCUUUUCAAUUCACUUUAAUAUUAAAAGAAAAACAGUCAAACUUAGCUUCUGUCAUAAAAUGAAGCAUGAUAUACUACCUGUUACCAAAAUUCCUUCUUCAUUAAAGCAGUUCAUAUCCACCAAUUUGUGUUUUACUGCAAGGGAAUGUUUUGAAAGCUUAAAAAGAACCCCAAUAUAUGCAGAGUUUGUCAAGAGUUUUGACGCCAAAAAUAUAGUUAAAAAGAUUUGGAAAGAGGUGUCGGAAUCACAAUGGAACUUAGAUAUAGAUUCUACUACAAGUGCUAUUAAAAUAUUAAAACGUUUUGAAGACACAGGGGAGGUUUCUAUUUUAUCAUGUGUUAACGAUGAUUCGGAAACGAAAACAAGUUUGAAUAAAUCAAAACCACUUGCCUUUAUAUAUGAAAAAGUUUUACUUCAGAUAAAGGAAGAAGUACGUGAAAUAGUAAUUGAUUCGACUUUUUCCCUAUCCACUGAUUUCAGACAGUAUUUUGUUGUAGUUGCUAACUUCUUCGGAAAAGGAGUACCGGUUGGUUUCAUGGCCACAAAGACAAAUUAUAUUGACCAAUUAACAGUUUCAUGGUUUCUAAAAAAUAUUUUAAAACGUUUACCAAAUGUAAGGUGUAUUAAUAGUGAUUGGUCAUUAGCUGAAAUUAAGGGAAUAAAAUCACUUGGCUAUUAUAAUCAAAUUUGCCUGUUCCACACUCUGACGGCAAUUAGAUGUAGAAGAACAGCCUCUAAAAAUUCACUUAUUCAAACUUAUUCUAAACAACUUUUCAAAGAUCUUUUUUCUUUUCCUUGGGUAGAUCAAAAGAAGUUUGAUUUAUCAAUAUAUGAUAUGAAGUAUCUUGAAAAAAUUACUGAAAGUCAGGCACGUUCAAUAAUUAAAGUUGUAAGGCUUGCAAUUUGUGAUCACAUUUUAUUCCAUUCCAUUGGAAAAAAGCAAAUAUUUAACAAGAGUGACAGUGAUAAUUUAAAAAUUUACAAAGUCUAUGAGUAUCACCUCAGGAGAAUUUAUGAAUUAGUAGUCGAACGUUUUUCCCUUCCUUGCUUUUUUUGCUAUUUGUUCAAUCAAUAUUACAACUUUACCUCUUUCUGUUUAAUGAGCCGAGUUGGAAAACCAGAUUUUUUUUCCAACCUCAGAACGUCAAUGAUGUGUGAGAGUUAUUUCAAUCAACUUAAAUCAUGGAAUCUAUCUGGUUCAAAAAACUAUAGAAUUGAUACAUUUGUUUACAUUUUGUUACACAAAGAUUUACAAAAGAUAAAGGGAAAUGUCAAAACAACUACAAAAUUUGAACAAAAAUAUGAUUCCACAAAUUUAGUACAUCAGCAUAACAAAAACCUCCCAACAUGGAGGAAACAAUGGGUUAUAGAAUGGAAGAGUUUAAGCAGGGAAAGACAGAGAAAAGAUUCUCAAAUGUUAGAAAAAGAAUGUGAACAUUAUGGAACACAAUUGAAAAACUGGCUUUGCAGUUGCGAUAGCUCUAUAUUAAGCCCUUCAUCAAGUUGUUUACAUCUAAACUUCUUAUACUCUGUCUUAUAUCCAAAUUAUCAUGGGUUUGAACUUCAGAGAUUUGGGAAAAGAGGUAAUGGCCUUCCAUUAAUUAAACACAAAUCUCUAGAAGAAAACUAUCAACCAGAUAAAGGAUCCAUGCUUUCCUUAUCAGAUGAAAUCCAAACGAAUAGUUCAUUUGAGUAUUUGACAUCUUCAAUAGAGGAAGAACAGGCUGAAAAGAUGAUAUUAGAGACAGAAUUUACACUCUCUUCUGAUAUUGCCGAUACUACAGAGGAUAGUGAAGCUGAGAGAGAUCUAGAAAUUUUCAAAUUCUUUCUUUCUGAUGAAGAAACAAAAUCUGUAAUAUUGCAAUCUCCACAGUUUAAGAGCAUAAUUUAUGAAAUGACUUAUGUCAUAAAACGUAAAAAAGAAGAGCCUAACUGGAGACCAAAAACCAAUUCACCAGAAAAAGGUUUUAAACAUCAAGCUUGGAUAAGAAGUCUCAAAUACCACCAAUUAUAUAUUGAUGUGAAAACAGAAGGUAGUAUGCCCCUUCCUAUAUAA
Molecule: messenger RNA, 2712 nt
Organism: Kluyveromyces marxianus DMKU3-1042
Lineage: Eukaryota; Fungi; Ascomycota; Saccharomycetes; Saccharomycetales; Saccharomycetaceae
Gene: HMLALPHA3
Product: mating-type protein ALPHA3
Exons: 1
Coding region: 1-2712 (903 amino acids)
Source: RefSeq, a predicted model, not a curated record